This is a messenger RNA of Gaeumannomyces tritici R3-111a-1, 2557 nucleotides long. RefSeq names its product quinate permease. Gene Ontology annotation, cellular component: membrane. Gene Ontology annotation, molecular function: carbohydrate:proton symporter activity. The transcript is spliced from 3 exons. Lineage: Eukaryota; Fungi; Ascomycota; Sordariomycetes; Magnaporthales; Magnaporthaceae. The record is from RefSeq and is a predicted model, not a curated record. Bases 698 to 2305 code for a protein of 535 amino acids. Gene Ontology annotation, biological process: carbohydrate transport; transmembrane transport.
GUUGCAUUUAAAAUGUGAAGCUGUCACCUUGGCGCGGCCCAAGCCCCGGCCAAGCCCGAGCCAACCCCUCAUGACUUCCCUCCCACACCUCCAAGGCGCCUUAGCGGUGCUUCUCUCACUUGCCCUUGCCGCCGCCUCCCCGUGCUCGGCACAUCUCCGGCACUGAGGCGGGAUCCUCGCCUCCCCGUGGCUUGGCAUGCGUUCGUGACCUUGCAAAUCUCCUUACCACAAAGCAUAUCAUGGGUGUUUGUUUUCCCUCCCCUCCCGCCGGGUCUGGUUCUUGCACCGCACAACGUCCUGGGCAAGGCCGUCUCCACCCCCGCAAACCGCAGCGUUAUCCCCGUCUCCCCGCCAUGUGAUCUUGUGCUGGGUGCUUUGCGCUGACCUUGGCGCGGGGUCAGGCCAAUGUCUAUCAGGCUUCGCGCUACCCCAGGUGGGGGAAGAGGAGUGGGUGAUGCUUGGCGAUAGUUGCUCCUCACGUCUGAUAGCAUGGGUUGCGAGCUGGUGGGUGACAUAUAUACCCUGGCUUGGAGGCGCUGUGGCGGUGAUAUGGAGGGUAUUCCUCUGAGACCACCUCCCUUCCUCCUCGCUCGUCCCCAGCCCGGCGCAGGUCUUCGGUUCUUCUGCAGACUGCCAGUUGCCGUUUGAACGGUCUUUUUCCCCGGACACAGAUUGCUUUCGUUUCACAGCUUUCGGCAUGGGCUUUCUCCACGCCAAGGGGACUACCGAUCCUCCGGAAGUCCGUAACUGGACUAUCCAUUGGGUUGCUCUGGUCGCCUCUUGUGCUGCCCUGGCCAUGGGAUACGACACGGCCGUCAUCGGCGGCACCAUGGCCCUGGACUCGUUCAAACGGGACUUUGGACUCGAGUCGGCCCUUCCGCACGUCCGCGAUGCCACGCAGGCCGACAUAAUAUCCACCUUCCACGUCGGCUGCUUCUUCGGCGCCCUGCUAACCUUCCCCAUCGCCGAGGCCAUCGGGCGCCGCAAGGCCAUCCUGAUGGCGGCCAUCGUCUUCAUGGUUGGCGGGUCCAUGAUGGCGGCCGCGCAGGGCAGCACGGCCGUCAUCAUCGCGGGGCGGGCCAUCGGCGGGCUCGGCAUCGGCUCGGCGUCGCUCGUGGUGCCCGUCUACAUCGCCGAGACGUCGCCGCCCAGCGUGCGCGGGCGGCUCGUCGGCAUCUUCGAGGUGGCCAGCCAGAGCGGCUCCAUGCUGGGCUUCUGGAUCAACUACGCGACCGACCGUACCAUCGACGUGCGCAACAAGGCCCAGUGGGUCGUGCCGCUGGCCCUGCAGCUGCUGCCCGUCGUGGUCCUGGCCGCCGGCAUCUUCUUCUGCCCCGAGUCCCCCCGCUGGCUGGCCCGGGGCGACCGCUUCGACGAGGCCGAGCAGGUGCUCGUGUACCUGCGCCACCUGCCGGCCGACCACGAGUACAUCCGCAACGAGAUGGCCGAGAUCCGCGCCCAGGUCGAGGAGCGCAGCACGACGCACCUGAGCCGCAAGGACCAGUUCCGCAAGCUCGUGGCCCCGGGGACCCGCAACCGCGUCGCCAUCGGCGCCGCCCUCAUGUUCCUGCAGUCCUUCACUGGCGUCAACAUCAUGACCUACUACAGCCCGCGCAUCUUUGAGACGCUCGGCAUCACGGGGACCACCACCAAGCUCUUCAGCACCGGCAUCUACGGCGUCGCCAAGAUGCUGGGCAUGGUCGCCUUCACCGUCUUCGUUGUCGAGGGCGUCGGCCGCCGCAAGGGGCUAAUCUGGGGCUCGGCCCUCGGCUGCAUCCCGCUCUUCUACGUCGGCGGCUACGUCAUGAAGGCCGACCCGCUCGCCCGCGCCGGCUCGGGCGACAUCCAGCAGGACGGCUGGGGCUACCUGGCCAUGGUGGCCAUCUACGUCAACGCCUUCAUCAUCUGCGCCACCUGGCAGGGCAUCACGUGGACCUACGCCGCCGAGAUCUUCCCGCUCGACAUCCGCAUGCUCUGCGUCGCCCUGACCACGGCCACCACGUGGCUGGGCUCCUUCGUCGUCGGCCGCGCCACCCCCUAUAUGAUCACGGAUUUGGGCUACGGCACCUACUUUAUGUUUGGCAGCUUUGUCGUCGUCAUGGGCAUCUGGGCCUUCUUCUUUGUGCCCGAGACAAGAGGUAUCAUGCUGGAAGGCAUGGACGCCCUCUUCUCGAAGCCGAUGCACGUCACCGUUUGGAACCAGAUCCGCGGCCGUCCCGUGGUCGAGGAGGCCGAGGCCAACGACGCGAGGUCCGUGGCCGACUCGAUUGAGAAGAAGAAGCCCGAUGUCGCCCAUGUUGCAUAGCAGGACUCGGGUACUGUUGCUAGGGUGAGCGGGUGGUGAGGACAUAUAUGGCGUGGCCUUUAUGCACACAAGAACCGCGUUAUACUGCUGGCUACGAUUGGAUUGGGAGCAGGGUGCAUAUAGCGAAAGCAUAUAUGGGGGAUCAUAUGACGACAAUGUAUUUCAUCAAAGACAAGACCUAAAUGCAUACAAAAAGACUGUCGUUAUCCAUUCGACCAAACAAACACCCCCAACAGGCCCCUUAUAGCCCAC